AACCAAGGUCUGUAGUGAUGCCUCUAGCACUGAGAUGCAGUACCUUAGACCGCUGUGAUACAGCCUGGAAUCGAACAAAGGUCUGUAGUGAUGCCUCUAGCACUGAGAUGCAGUACCUUAGACCGCUGUGAUACAGCCUGGAAUCAAACCAAGGUCUGUAGUGAUGCCUCUAGCACUGAGAUGCAGUGCCUUAGACCGCUGUGAUACAGCCUGGAAUCAAACCAAGGUCUGUAGUGAUGCCUCUAGCACUGAGAUGCAGUACCUUAGACCGCUGCGUCACUCGGGAGCCCAUGUGGGCCUGGUUAAAAGUAGUGCCUUUUAAAGGGAAUAGAGUGCCAUUUGUGACGCGUUGUAACGAUGGUCUCGUCUGUUUCUCUGAGGAACAGAAACCUGCAGUUGGAUUUCAGGUGCAACUUCCAAACUGUUUCUAUGAGGAACAGAUUUCAGGUCCAACUUCCAUACUUGGUGCGUCUCAACGGUCUAUAUGAUGCACUACUUUGACCAGAGCCCCCAUAGUACACUAUAUAAAGUAGUGCAUCAUAAAGGGAAUAGGGUGCUAUUCGGUCUAUCCUUAGGGUCUAGUGUUCCAGUCAGUCAGAGUAGGUAUCUGAGACAGGUAGACUGAAUCAGAUCAGUCAUCCUCAUCUGUAGUCACUUAGCAACAACCAGGGUCUCUGUGUUCCAAGGUCUCUGUGUUCCAGGGUCUCUGUGUUCCAGGGUCUCUGUGUUCCGGUCAGAUCAUCACUACCACCACCUAGUCCUGUUCUGCUGGGACUACACACCUCUACAGGGAGAUGGAUGCUGAAGGAGUCAACAUGGAGAGGUUUCCUACAGGGAACCUGUAUAGCACUGUAGAGGAAGGAUUGAGACCUACUACUCCCGGCAACGGAACCAAUGUCACCACUGAUUUCUACGGCAGCGCAGACUAUGACGAGGAGUACAGGGAUGAACGCUGCUCCAAGACAGACGUGGUCAGGUUCGGAGCCCUCGUCACACCCAUGGUCCUCUCCGUGGUCAUUGUGCUAAGCCUUGUGGGUAACCUGCUGGUGCUGUUGAUUCUGGCCAGGUACGAGCAUCUUCGGUCACUGACAAAUGCGUUCAUGAUGAACCUGGCGUUGUCUGACCUGGUGUUCACCUGCGGCCUCCCCUUCUGGGUCUCCUAUCACCUGAUUGGCUGGAGCUACGGUGACCUCACGUGUAAGGCGGUUAGCUUCCUGUUCUAUGCUGGCUACUACAGCAGUGGCAUCUUCCUCAUCCUAAUGACACUGCAUCGUUACCUGGCCGUGCUCCACCCCCUGUCUUACCUGGUGUCAGGCCCCUCCCACUCUCAGGGCACCUGGAGCGCUGUCGUAUCAUUGGUCGUCUGGACCGUCAGUCUGUUAGCUGCUAUGCCAGCUCUCAUCUUUACCAAGUUCAUCAUCACUGAUUCUACUGACUUUAAAGACCCUCUGGACCCUAACAACCCUGAUGGGCCUAGUGACUCUAACGCCCCUAGUGGUGAACAGCGGUACUGUGAGGUUGCAGAUGUCAGCUGGAGGCUGUGGGGGGUCUACCAGCAGAACAUCCUGUUCAUAGUGACAUUAUUAGUAGUGUGUGUCUGUUACAGUCAGAUUGUAGUCCGCCUCCUGAGACCCAGGGUUAGGGUUAGACGCCAGAGGAGCGGAGGAGACAGGAGGAGCCACAGGACCGCCAGGCUGGUCUUCGGCCUGGUCCUGGUUUUCUUUGUGGGCUGGGCGCCGUACAACGUGGUCAUCUUCCUCAGGACGCUGGUGUAUAAGAGUCAAGAUGGUGGCGGUGCUGAUUCAUCCACAACACUAUGGGACGAGUGUGGCACCAGCACCACGUUGGACUACUCCUUCUAUGUGACCAGGCUGCUGGCGUUCUCCUACUGCUGUCUCAACCCUUUGUUCUACGUGUUCGUUGGGGUCAAGUUCCGGAACCACCUGAAGAGAAUGUUGAAGGGUUGUUGUCAUAGUGUUACCGUUGUCAACAACAACAACAACAGCAGUGUUCUGUACAGGAGCAGCAGACUGACAUCACAGUCCAGUGGGGAGGAGUUCUCCCUUUAAAUAACAACACUGUAAACAACACCAACAAUAGACACCUGAAACCCCACCUCUUUAAGGAAUACCUAGGAUAGGAUAAAGUAAUCCCUCUCACCCCCCCCCCCCCUUAAAAGAUUUAGAUGCACUACUGUUCCACUGGAUGUCAUAAGGUGAAUGCACCAAUUUGUAAGUCGCUCUGGAUAAGAGCGUCUGCUAAAUGACUUAAAUGUAAAAUGUAAAUGUAAAUAGCAGUAGUCUGUACAGGGGGAGGAGUCCAGGGGGAGGAGUCAAUGUACUAGACAUCACUUUCAUACUAGAUGUUGUAGUAUUCUUUACUUCAUGUUACCUGGAGCCUUACACUUUCAUACUAGAUAUUGUAGUAUUCUUUACUUCACGAUGACUGGAGCCUUACACUUUCAUACUAGAUAGUGUAGUAUUCUUUACUUCAUGAUGACUGGAGCCUUACACUUUCAUACUAGAUAUUGUAGUAUUCUUUACUUCAUGAUGACUGGAGCCUUACACUUUCAUACUAGAUAUUGUAGUAUUCUUUACUUCAUGAUGACUGGAGCCUUACACUUUCAUACUAGGUUUAAUACCAUGUUUAAUACCAGGUUUAAUACCAUGUUUAAUACCAUGUUUAAUACCAUGUUUAAUACCAGGUUUAAUACCAUGUUUAAUACCACGUUUAAUACCAUGUUUAAUACCAUGUUUAAUACCAGUUUUAAUACCAGGUUUAAUACCAUGUUUAAUACCAUGUUUAAUACCAUGUUUAAUACCAGGGUUAAUACCAUGUUUAAUACCACG
Molecule: messenger RNA, 2849 nt
Organism: Oncorhynchus nerka (sockeye salmon)
Lineage: Eukaryota; Metazoa; Chordata; Actinopteri; Salmoniformes; Salmonidae
Product: chemokine XC receptor 1-like
Exons: 3
Coding region: 795-2069 (424 amino acids)
Biological process (GO): cell chemotaxis; calcium-mediated signaling; G protein-coupled receptor signaling pathway
Cellular component (GO): external side of plasma membrane; membrane
Molecular function (GO): C-C chemokine binding; C-C chemokine receptor activity
Source: RefSeq, a predicted model, not a curated record